UCAAGUUCUUGGGCUGUUCUUCAAAGGCUUCAUCAAUGGCGGAAGGGCUGCUGAUCACUUCCCAAAUGGGUCUCUUUUGGCACCAAACCACUGCCCCUUUGAUUGCACCAUUUUUGAAGCUCUCUGUGGCUGCCUGUUUGGCCAUGUCCUUAAUGCUCUUCUUUGAAAGAGUUUAUAUGGGCAUUGUCAUUCUCUUUGUUAAGCUCUUUAGAAAAAAACCCCACAAAACUUACAAGUGGGAGCCCAUUAAAGAUGAUCUUGAGCUUGCCCAUUUUGCUUAUCCCAUGGUUUUGGUUCAAAUUCCUAUGUACAAUGAGCGAGAGGUUUAUCAAUUAUCAAUCGGAGCAGCGUGUGGACUUUCGUGGCCAUCUAAUAGAAUCAUAAUUCAAGUUCUCGAUGAUUCUACCGAUUCUUCUAUCAAGGAUCUGGUGGAAUUAGAGUGCAAAAGAUGGGCAAGCAAAGGGAUAAACAUAAAGUAUGAGAUUAGAGACAACAGAAAUGGGUAUAAAGCAGGGGCGCUAAAAGAGGGAAUGAAGCACAACUACGUUAAACUCUGCGAUUAUGUUGCUAUUUUCGAUGCCGAUUUCCAACCUGAUCCUGAUUUUCUUUGGCGCACCAUUCCAUUUCUCACGAACAAUCCCGAAAUCGCUCUUGUUCAAGCUCGCUGGAAGUUCGUGAACUCUGAUGAAUGUUUGAUGACGAGAAUGCAAGAGAUGUCAUUAGAUUACCAUUUCAAAGUGGAGCAAGAAGUUGGUUCUGCUACUCAUGCAUUUUUUGGGUUCAAUGGCACAGCAGGUGUUUGGAGAAUUGCCGCACUGAACGAGGCUGGUGGAUGGAAGGAUCGGACGACUGUUGAAGAUAUGGAUUUGGCUGUUCGAGCUAGCCUCAAAGGCUGGAAGUUCGUCUAUGUUGGCGAUCUUAAGGUGAAGAACGAGUUGCCGAGUACCUUCAAAGCCUAUCGAUAUCAGCAACACCGAUGGUCUUGCGGUCCGGCUAACCUUUUCAAAAAGAUGGUUAUUGAAAUCAUGAAGAACAAGAAAGUCUCCAUGUGGAAGAAGCUUUACCUGAUCUAUAGCUUCUUCUUUGUUCGGAAGAUCGUUGCCCACAUCGUCACGUUUGUCUUUUAUUGUGUUGUUUUGCCUGCUACGGUCUUGGUUCCUGAAGUGUCGGUGCCGAGAUGGGGUGCCAUUUAUAUUCCUUCGACGAUCACACUCCUUAACGCCGUUGGAACUCCGAGAUCAUUCCACCUGAUCAUUUUCUGGAUUCUCUUCGAGAACGUCAUGUCACUACACCGAACGAAGGCAACAUUCAUCGGUCUAUUCGAAGCAGGGAGAGUAAACGAAUGGGUCGUCACCGAGAAACUAGGGGAUGCGCUAAAGACUAAACCGGGUUCCAAAGCUCCACGAAAACCUCGUCUUAGGAUUGGGGAAAGACUCCAUGUUCUUGAGCUUUGUGUUGGAGCCUACCUCUUCUUCUGCGGCUGCUACGAUCUGAACUUCGGAAAGAAUCAAUACUUCAUCUACCUCUUCCUACAAUCAUUCGCAUUCUUCAUCGCCGGGGUCGGCUACGUUGGUACUCUGGUUCCCAACUCUUAGCAGACUCGUAUGCUCGACCUCGCUCGAUUAUUUAUACACACAUCGCUUCCCAAGACAAAGGGUUUGGAAGAAAGAAUCAUGUAGGGGAGUUUUUCCUGUUCUUAACUUAUUAUUACAUAUAUUUUUUUGGAGGAAGAGCUUUACUUCUUUUCAGUUUGGUAUAAUAAAAAGCUGGUGAUUUCUGAA
Molecule: messenger RNA, 1781 nt
Organism: Cucurbita moschata (crookneck pumpkin)
Lineage: Eukaryota; Viridiplantae; Streptophyta; Magnoliopsida; Cucurbitales; Cucurbitaceae
Product: glucomannan 4-beta-mannosyltransferase 9-like
Exons: 9
Coding region: 36-1595 (519 amino acids)
Cellular component (GO): Golgi apparatus
Molecular function (GO): mannan synthase activity
Source: RefSeq, a predicted model, not a curated record